AUGAUAUGGAAGGAGGUGGCUCCGGCCAGUAAGGAGGCUGCUGGGUGCAUGACCGCACUUGCUUUCCCCUGACUGAUACGGAGGAUGUGAGCUCGGUUCCUGUCGCCUCUGCCCAGACGCUGGUCCAGGCCCUUCGUUGGGACCCACCGGCAGGUCGUCCCCGAGGGCAAGUUCAACACACUGCUGCCUGCACUGCUGCCCCUCCCAGGGCCCCUUGGGGUCUGGGCCUUGGGGGGUGGGGGGUUCUCCCGGCCCCAGGCAGGAUCCCUCGAGAAACUCGGAUGUCCCCACAGCCUUCCCGAGGGUACGCUCCACCGCAUGUGGCCCGGGCCCCAGCGGUCGCUAGGCUGCGGACUGGGGCGCCUGGCCAAGCCGGGUGCUGAUGGAGCCGGUGGCGGCGGCAACAGCACGUAUGCAUGGCGGCGGAGUCUGGGCGCUCGUGGGCCCAGGCUCGCAGCACCUAUGGUGCGAGCACGGCAAUGCGGCGCGGCGUGGACCGCCGGCGGGACCUGGGGCCUCAGCCCAAUGGGCCGGUCCCUGAAGAAGCCCGCGCCCCAGGCCGCCUGGCUCGCCUGCGGGGCCAGAUCCGGGCGGAGGCAGAGGCACGGGCGGACGCUCCCCGCCUGCUGCGGCUGGUGGAACGCACGGGAGCAGCGGCUGGGGCAGGGGCCAGAGAGGCGGGGGCCGGGGAGCGGGAGGACACGCGCAGCCGUGGCUCCGUGUGCUCCGUGUGCGGGGAGCCCCGCGUCGGGGCCACCUACCCAGCGGGCGUCCUGGAGGUGAGCGAGCGGCGGCUGCAGGAGGGCCUGGCGGCCCUGCGCGCCGAGUUGGGCGCCGAGCUGGAAGCGCUGCGCCGGGAGCUGCAGGCGGAGCUGGAGGCCCUGCGCGCGCUGCUGCCUGCCCCGCCCCAGCCGCCGCCCGCUCGCCGUGAGCCCCGCGCCGCGCCCCGCGGCCCGAGCCUCCUGCGGGCCCUCGGCACCGUGAACGCCCUGGCCGCGGUCACCAGGCCCGCUGACGACCCCUCGGACGGCCCCGCCAAUGGCGGCGCGAACCGGGCCCCGGCCCGGAAGAACCUCAAGAAGACGCCGGUGCCCCCCGGGGCCUCGCAGGGCGGUGGGGAUUGAGGGCGGCCGCCUGGAGGAUGGGCCAUGCUGGAGGAGCCACUGGCCAGAGGGGCAAAUGGACAGAUCUGCCCCCUCGCGGAACCAGCUCGGAGAGGAAGGGUCCUCCGAUGCUGCCUGCUGGCGCUCGGGCUUCAGCCACAGUCCACAGGCCACCAACUGGACAGCAGCCUGACUCUGGCCAGCUUCACUCUGCUGCCUGCCAGACCCAGCCUCCCAGAGGAUGGCGUGGCCGGGAACAGCCACAUCUGGUUGACAGCUACACCUGCGCUCCUGGCUUUGCUUCGGACACUAACCCCUUCACUUAAAGUGGUUUCGCCACAGGCAGUCACCUGGACACCAGCGCCUCUUCAGAAAGUGUCAUGUGCACUCAGACUCCACAGCCUAACCUCCCAGAGUGCCACCAGCCGUCCCUGUUGCCAGGACUCGCCCCCCAGGGCAGCCUGCGGUGGGUCCUGGAGCCAGCACUUCUGACUUCCUGGUCUCCAGGAAACUACCUGGAGUCUUCAUUUAACCACUAACAGUGACCUGGGGUGGACACCAGCUUGUUUUUGAAAUAAAAUGUGUAAUCUUAGGCUUUA
Artibeus jamaicensis (Jamaican fruit-eating bat) is the source of this 1702-nucleotide messenger RNA. Its product is annotated as protein FAM246C. The transcript is spliced from 2 exons. Lineage: Eukaryota; Metazoa; Chordata; Mammalia; Chiroptera; Phyllostomidae. Bases 417 to 1124 code for a protein of 235 amino acids. The record is from RefSeq and is a predicted model, not a curated record.